This is a messenger RNA of Tetrahymena thermophila SB210, 1242 nucleotides long. RefSeq lists its product as hypothetical. NCBI's taxonomy places the organism in Eukaryota, Ciliophora, Oligohymenophorea, Hymenostomatida, Tetrahymenidae. The record is from RefSeq and is a predicted model, not a curated record. The transcript has a single exon.
AUGGAAUAAGAAUUUAAUUUAUAAUUUGUAGAUUUUCAAUAUACUCCUUAGCAAUUUGAAAGUUCAGACACAGAGGAAAGCAAAUAAUAAUAAUAAAGUACUGAUUAUAAUUCAGAUGAUUAUUUGGAAAAUUCUUCUAAGCAGACAUAAGCUAGAGAUUUAGUUGUCUAAAAUAAAUAGCCAAAUUGGAAUUAUGUUUAUAUAAAUCCUAAUUUAAAUGAUUUCAACCAAACAUUCAGUUUGUUUAAUGGGUUCACAGUAACUAAUGAAGGAGCUAUAAGAUUUAAUUACAUUUUAGAUUAAGUCAGCUUCGGAUAUUGGCAAUAAAAAGUAUUAUAAGUAGCAGAAUUACAUAAAUUAGGUAUUGUUGACAUAUCAUAUUCUAGAGAUAAAAUGUAUAAAAAUAAUUAAUAUUCAGAAGCUUUAAACUUCUUAAAAUAUGUGCCUAAUUUAGAUUUUCAAAAAGUAUCAGCCGUAUUGACAUAAACAGAACAAGUAAUUAAAGGACUAAAAGCAUUUUUGUAAAGUGUGGUUCCAGAAGAUAUGAGAGAUGUAAAAGAUUUAGAGUAUUAGUUAUACUUGAAACAUUGUUUUACCUACCUAGAAUAUUUUUGCUAAAAUAACCCAAACUAAAUGUUUUAUUAUGCUAUAUUACGUUUUAAUUUGCAUGAAGGUGACUCAGAAAUAGCUCAUACAGGAUACUCCAAGUCAUAUCUUCAAUUAUUAGGUAUUGAAAGCAGCUCUCUCAGCUAGAUAAUCAUGAGAAAUAAGAGGGUAGAUUUGAUAAAAGAUAAAGUAGACAUUUCUUUGAUAGGAUUAUAAGGAGUGCUUAACAUGACUGCUAAUUUAAAAGAGGAGUACUAUGAAUCCUAAAUUAAUACAUUUGAUGGAUUUCCUAUUAAACUAAAAUUUAAAAGAUAGCAUGUCAAUCAUGGGUUUGAGGCAAAUAAAAUACCUUUAAUUGAAUGCUAGUAUGGAUUUGUAAUUGUAGAAAUAGAUGUAGAUAUGUAUGAUUUGUAAUAACUUAUCGAAUAUAGAUAAAGGUUAAUCUAAAACCAGCUAAAUUAUGAGGACUAUUUGAAAAAAGAAUUAUCUCUUCUUUAUGAAGAUGUUGAAUAUUCAGUCUAAUCAUAAAUUUUCAUAGAAAAGUACUAUGUUUAAAAUAUUGAAUAAUUAAAAGAAUUAAAAUCUCAAAAACUUAAAGAUAGAUACCAAUACAAUUAUAAAAUGCUUACCAUGUGA